AUGAAGUUGAAGAUCUCUUGCGCCGUCUGUCAUGGCGACAUGGGCCGCGGCCACGCCACCUUCACGGCCGAGUGCUCCCACACCUUCCACCUCCGCUGCGUCAACCACCGGACCGCCUGCCCUCUCUGCCACACGUCCUGGCGCGACGUGCCGGGCGUCACGCCCACGCACGCGCUGCUCUUCGACGACGACGAACCGCUGGAGAUGCCGCCGCCCCACGGCAACAACCAGGCGACGACGGCGGCUGGCGGCGGGGUGAUGGUCCUCAAGACGCACUGCCAGUACCCGGCCGUCGCGAAAGACGCCACCCGCGACGGCUUCGCGGUGCUCGUGCACGCCAAGGCUCCCGCUUUGGCUGUCGAGGCCGCCAAGGCCCCGCGCGCGCCGCUCGACCUCGUCAUGGUGCUCGACGUCAGCGGCAGCAUGAUGGGCCCCAAGAUUAACCUGCUGAAGCAGGCCAUGGGCUUCGUCAUCGACAAGCUGGGCCCCGACGACCGCCUCAGCCUCGUCUCCUUCUCCACCACCGCCCGCCGCCUCACCCGGCUCGCGCGCAUGUCCGACGCCGGGAGGGCCUCGUCCGAGCGCGCCGUCGAGUCCCUCGUCGCCAACGGCGGGACCAACAUCAAGGAGGGGCUCCGCGAAGCCGCCAAAGUGAUCACCGGCCGCCGGUGCAAGAACGCCGUCUCUGCCAUCAUCCUCCUCUCCGACGGCCAAGACAACUGCACCCUGCGUUACAGUGCGGCAGGGGCCACCGACUACAACGCGCUCCUGCCGUCAUCCUUGGUGCGCUCCGGCGCCGGCCACUCGACGCCGGUCCACGCGUUCGGCUUCGGCAAGGACCACGACUCGGCGGCUAUGCACACCAUCGCGGAGGCUACCGGCGGAACCUUCUCCUUCAUCGAGAACGAGGCCGUCAUCCAGGACUCGUUCGCGCAGUGCAUCGGCGGCCUCCUCUCGGUCGCCGCGCAGGAGGCGCGCGUCUCCGUCGAGUGCGUCUGCCCGGGCGUCCGCGUCCGCUCCGUCAAGUCCGGACGCUACAAGAACCACGUCGACGCCGAGGGCCGCGCCGUCACUGUUGACGUCGGCGAGCUGUACGCCGACGAGGAGAGACGCUUCCUGCUGCUCGUGGAUGUGCCAAGAGUCGCCCAAGACGUCGACGUCACGACGCUGCUGAAGGUGAGCUGCGCCUACCGAGACGCCGCCACAGGGCAGUCGGUGGACGUAGCUGGCGAGGACGCGGUCGUGAAGAGGCCGUUGGAGGCGGCGGAGGUGGAGCCGUCGAUGGAGGUGGAGCGGGAACGUCUGCGCGUGGAGGCGGCGGAGGACAUCGCGGCCGCGCGCGCCGCGGCGGAACGCGGGGAGCACGCCGAGGCGUCGCAGAUACUCCGUCACCGGGGCAUGGCACUGGGCGCGACCGGCGACGCCAUCUGCGCCGGGCUCGCGAUGGAGCUGGACGAGCUGAGCGAGCGCGUGGGGCACCCGACGAGGUACCACACGUCAGGCGGCCGCGCGUCCCUGCUGUCCGGCAUGAGCUCGCAUUGGCAGCAGCGCACGACCACCUCUGGGAACUAUGGCAAGGGUCUGGGGGGUGGAGGGUACUCGACUCCGGCAAUGCGUAAAAUGUUAGGCAUGUCGGUGAAGGCUCGUCAGAAGCAGCAGCAGCAACAGUUUUCUACGUCGACGACGCCGCCGCCCCCGUCUCUCGCCAUGAACUUGAUGAGGAAAUGCCACCGCUUUCUACGUCUCAAGUGA
This is a messenger RNA of Lolium rigidum, 1752 nucleotides long. Its product is annotated as E3 ubiquitin-protein ligase WAV3-like. The coding region runs from base 1 to 1752 and encodes 583 amino acids. The record is from RefSeq and is a predicted model, not a curated record. The transcript has a single exon. Lineage: Eukaryota; Viridiplantae; Streptophyta; Magnoliopsida; Poales; Poaceae.